GCUCCGGAGCGGCUCCGGAUCGGUCCCGGUAUGGCCCCGCGCGGCCCCGCGGUCCUUCUCCUCCUCCUCCUCAGCGCCGGCAUCGCCCGCCCCGACCGGCCAGGUGUCGUGGAUGUGCUGCGGGUUCUGGAAGUGGAGGCUCAGCCCGAAGGAGUCCGGAAGGUUCCGGGUUUUUGCUCCCAACGCGGCGUCGGCUCCGAUGUGGCCUUUCGGAUCACGCGGGGGGCGCAGCUCAGCGCCCCCACACGAAAGCUCUUCCCCGGACCUUUCCCGGUGGACUUCUCCAUUGUGGCGUUGGUGAAGGUCAAAGCCGGCGCCCACCCUUUCCUCCUCUCCAUCUACGGCCAAGAUGGCGCCCAACAGCUCGGCCUGGCCUUGGGUCGCUCUCCCGUCUUCUUCUACGGUGGUGGUCCUCCACCACCUCCUGAGGACCUCCGGCGUUUCCGGGGGGUGGAUUUCACCGACGGCAGGUGGCACCGGGUGGGACUGAGCGUCCGCGGCCGUUGGGUCACUCUCGUGGUGGACUGCGAGGAACGAGGGACGCGGCCCUUGGCCCGAAGGCUCCGGGCGCCCCUCGACAGCCGCGGGGUCACCGUCGUCGGCGCUCGCGGCAGCGAUGGCUUCCAGGGGGACCUUCAGGAGUUCUUUGUGGCCGAUGACCCUCAGGUCGCCUUCGACCAUUGCCAUCGCUGUCCCCCCCAGCCCCCCCAGAGCCCCCCCCGAAUGCUGAACACGGCCCCCGCCCGGGGGGGACCCCCCAAAACUCGUUUCCGAGAGACCCCAUCACGUGGUUCCAAAGGUGAGAAAGGCGACGCCGCUGUCCUCGAACCGGGAAUGCUCGUGGAGGGCCCCCCCGGACCCGAAGGACCUGCGGGCCCCUCGGGCCCCCCCGGCACUCAGGGCCCCCCCGGAGCUCCGGGCGAUCCGGGACAAAGGGGCCCCCCCGGGCGCCCCGGGCUCCCCGGAUCCGACGGAACCCCCGGUCCCCCCGGCACUGCCAUGAUGCUGCCCUUCCGGUUCGGCUCUUCCGGGGGUGGGAAGGGCCCCGCGGUGGCGGCAGCGGAGGCUCAGGCGGAGGCCCUUCUGCUCCAGGCCCGGGUUGCUCUGCGGGGCCCCCCCGGGCCAAUGGGCUUCACGGGCCGCCCCGGCCCUAUGGGCCAUCCGGGCAGCGCCGGAAUGAAGGGCGAAUGCGGAGACUUUGGUCCUCAGGGUCCUCGUGGUCCCCCAGGGCUGAUGGGACCCCCCGGAAAACCGGGACAGAGGGGCCGUCCGGGAGCCGAUGGCACACGGGGAAUGCCGGGAGAUCCCGGCGUGAAGGGUGACCGUGGUUUCGAGGGGCUGCCGGGGCUGCCGGGGGACAAAGGACACCGCGGUGACCCCGGCCCUCAGGGCCCCCACGGACCCCCCGGCGAGGACGGCGAGAGGGGUGACGAUGGCAUCGUGGGACCCCGCGGUCUCCCCGGAGAAGCGGGUCCCCGUGGUCUCCUCGGCCCUAAAGGCCCCCCCGGAAUUCCUGGACCCCCCGGUGUUCGAGGCAGCGAUGGUCCCAUUGGUCCCAAAGGGGGUUCGGGACCACAGGGGGAACCCGGUCCCCCCGGGCAACAGGGGACCCCCGGAACUCAGGGUCUCCCCGGACCUCAAGGAGCGAUGGGACCCCCGGGGGAAAAGGGACCCCAAGGAAAACCGGGGCUCCCCGGAGCGCCCGGAGCCGAUGGACCCCCCGGUCACCCCGGGAAAGAGGGUCCCUCCGGCACAAAGGGCCAUCAGGGUCCCUCAGGUCCCCAAGGUCCCCUCGGCUAUCCGGGACCUCGGGGGGCCAAGGGUGUGGACGGCAUUCGGGGGCUCAAAGGACAUAAGGGAGAAAAGGGCGAAGAGGGGUUCCCCGGAUUGAAGGGCGACGUUGGUCUCAAAGGAGAGAGGGGGGAGGAGGGUCUCCCCGGCCCUCGCGGUGAAGACGGCCCCGAAGGGCCCAAAGGACGAACGGGAACUGUUGGGGACCCCGGACCGGGGGGGGCGGCGGGGGACAAGGGGAAGUUGGGGGUCCCCGGUUUGCCCGGUUACCCCGGUCGUCAAGGCCCGAAGGGCUCUCAGGGUUUCCCUGGAUUUCCCGGUACCAACGGCGAGAAGGGGGCGCGGGGCCAUUCGGGCACCUCCGGGCGAAGGGGGGAGCGCGGACCCACGGGACCCCGAGGGCAGAGGGGACCCCGAGGGGCAACUGGGAAGGGGGGGGCGAAGGGAACCUCCGGCAGCGAUGGCCCCUCCGGACCCCCCGGCGAGAGGGGUGUUCCGGGCCCUCAAGGACCGAACGGCUUUCCGGGACCCAAAGGUCCCCCCGGCCCCCCCGGAAAAGAUGGGGUCCCCGGACACCCCGGGCAGCGCGGAGACGGGGGUUUCCAAGGCAAAGCCGGACCCCCAGGUCCCCCCGGAGUGGUGGGGGCACAGGGCGCGGCGGGCGAGUCGGGGCCUCGGGGCGAGCGGGGGCACCCGGGCCCCCCCGGACCCCCCGGAGAACAGGGGCUGCCGGGACCCGCCGGGACGGGGGGCUCCAAGGGGGACCCCGGCCCCCCCGGCCCCCCCGGCAAGGAUGGACCCGCGGGGUUUCGGGGGUUCCCCGGGGAGCGGGGGCUGCCCGGCCCCCCCGGCGGCCCCGGACUGAAGGGCAAUGAGGGACCCGCGGGACCCCCCGGACCAGCAGGCUCUCCGGGCGAACGCGGUGAUUCGGGACUCGGAGGUCCCAUUGGGCCUCCGGGAAGACCCGGAGCUCAGGGCCCCCCGGGAGCCGCCGGAGAAAAGGGGGAGACCGGCGAGAAGGGUCCUCAGGGCCCAUCGGGCCGCGAUGGUCUCCAGGGUCCCGUUGGUCUUCCCGGUCCCUCAGGUCCUCCCGGUGGUCCUGGCGAGGAUGGGGACAAGGGUGAGGUGGGAGAACCGGGUCAGAAGGGGCCAAAGGGCACCAAAGGAGAGCACGGACCUCCUGGACCUCCAGGACCCAUCGGAGCUGUGGGACAACCUGGAGCUGCGGGCGCCGAUGGGGCUUUGGGGCCUCGAGGCCCUCAGGGCGGCUUUGGGGCCAAAGGGGACGAUGGGACGCGCGGAUUCAAUGGGGCACCGGGACCCAUCGGCCUCCAGGGUUCUCCGGGUCCGGCGGGAGAGAAGGGUGAGACGGGCGACGUGGGGCCCAUGGGCCCCCCCGGACCCCCCGGACCCCGCGGCCCUUCCGGAGCCUCCGGAGCCGACGGACCUCAAGGACCCCCCGGAGGCGUCGGGAAUCUCGGACCGCCCGGAGAGAAGGGCGAUCCCGGCGAAUCCGGAUCACCGGGAAUCCAGGGCGAGCCGGGAAUCAAGGGACCACGAGGAGAACGAGGAGAGAAAGGAGAAUCCGGAGCCGCCGGAGCCGCCGGACCUUCCGGUGGGAAAGGACCACCCGGAGAUGAUGGACCGAAAGGGAAUCCUGGUCCCGUUGGCUUUCCGGGCGAUCCCGGUCCUCCCGGUGAAAUGGGUCCCAGAGGCCAAGAUGGCGCCAAAGGGGAACGCGGAGAGGACGGAGAACCCGGAGAGCCGGGUUCUCCAGGUCCGACAGGCGAGAACGGUCCUCCCGGUCCUCUUGGGAAGAGGGGUCCGGCCGGUUCUCCUGGUCCGGAGGGACGUCAAGGAGAGAAAGGAUCAAAGGGAGAAUCCGGCGCUGUGGGGGCUCCCGGAAAAACGGGUCCGGUGGGACCUCAAGGUCUUCCUGGAAAACCGGGUCCUGAUGGUCUCCGAGGGCUUUCCGGCUCCGUGGGAGAACAAGGAAAACCCGGCAACACCGGCCAAGCCGGACCACCGGGACCGGUGGGUCCUCCAGGUCUUCCCGGUCUCAAAGGUGACACCGGAGCCAAAGGAGAGAAGGGCCAUCCGGGUCUGAUCGGAUUGAUCGGACCGACGGGAGAACAAGGGGAGAAGGGAGAGAGGGGACUUCCCGGACCUCAGGGAUCGGCGGGACAGAAGGGAGAGAGCGGAAUCCCAGGUGCCACCGGACCCAUCGGCCCCUCCGGACAACCCGGACUUCCCGGUCCAGCGGGUCCCAAAGGAGCCAAAGGGGCCACGGGCCAAGCGGGACCCAAAGGAGAACGAGGACCUCCGGGACCUCCGGGACAUCCGGGUCCUCCCGGUGAGGUGAUCCAACCGCUUCCCAUCCAACUUCCCAAGAAAACCAAGCGCUCCGUCGACGGCAGCCGAGCGGUGGAAGAGGACGAGGACCGGGAGAGCCGCGACGGAGUGGAGGAGAUCUUCCUUUCCCUCAGUUCCCUCAAAGAGGAGAUCGAGGGAUUGAGGAGACCCAUGGGAACGCGGGAAAAUCCCGCCCGGACCUGUCAGGACCUUCAAUUGAGUCACCCGGAAUUGCCGGAUGGAGAUUAUUGGAUUGAUCCCAAUCAAGGAUGCGUCCGAGAUUCUUUCCGGGUCUUCUGCAACUUCACGGCGGGAGGAGAAACCUGCGUUUUUCCGAAGGAGGAUGUGAGGGAGGUGAAGGCGUCGCCAUCGGAGAAGGAGAUUCCACGGAGGUGGUUCAGCCAAUUCCGCUCGGGCCGUCGGUUUUCCUACGUGGAUUCGGAAGGUGGAGAUCUCGGAGUGGUGCAGUUGACUUUCUUGAGGCUCCUCAGCGUCUCCGCGCGGCAAAACGUCGCUUUCCGGUGUCACCGCGACGCGGGCGGAAAGAAGGGAGACGCCGGAGAUGGUCGGAAGGUUCUGCGUCUCCUGGCGGCCAAUGAGGAGGAGAUCGUCUUCCAAAGGAGUCCCUACGUCCGAGUGGUGACGGAUAAUUGCGAGGGCCGUUUGGACGGAGGUCGAAUGGAACUGGAGGUGAAGACCCCUCUUCCGGAGCAUCUUCCGCUCUUGGAUGUCCAUCUCGGAGACUUCUUCCAUUCCGACCAACGCUUCGCCUUCGCGUUGGGCCCCGUUUGCUUCCGGGGGUGAAGUCCCUCCCUCCGUCUCCGUCUCUUUCCGUCUCCGUUUCCUCGUAUCCAUUCUGGAUGCUCUGGAGAUGGUUCUCCACCUCUUUCUCGUGGGCAUCUCCGGUUCCAACCGGAGACUGAGAUCUGGAGGACUUCAACCUUUGGAGAGCGUCUACGGAGAGAGGCCGUGAGGAAAAGGCGGAUCUGAUCCAUCUCCGGGGGCUUCUGCCCAAUCUCAGCGCUGGUCUCCAUCUUCCAACCGGUCCACGGAAACCCCUCGGAGAUCCAAGAACCUCUUGGAGCUCCAAAGGAACUCUUUGAGAUCCAAAGAACCUCUUCUUCCUCCAAGAACCUCUUUGAGCUCCA
Cuculus canorus (common cuckoo) is the source of this 5291-nucleotide messenger RNA. It is a transcript of the gene COL11A2, whose product is annotated as collagen type XI alpha 2 chain. Bases 31 to 4947 code for a protein of 1638 amino acids. Lineage: Eukaryota; Metazoa; Chordata; Aves; Cuculiformes; Cuculidae. The record is from RefSeq and is a predicted model, not a curated record. Gene Ontology annotation, molecular function: extracellular matrix structural constituent. The transcript has 65 exons.